AUGGCUCCAGUGACAAAAAAAUCUAAGGAAAAUGCUAACAAACGUUCUUCCAAUAGCAAGGCUUCUGCUAAACCAGCUAAGAAGGCUAGAAUUUCAGUGGACUCUUCUGAUGAGGAUGAAUUAGACAAUACUGCCACGGAAGAAGUCUCAUCCAAAGAAGAUGCUUUAGAUGAUGUCAUUUCUGAUGAUGAUGAAGAAGAACAAAAGGAAGAUCUAGAAGAUGAAGACAAAGACGACGACGACAAAACUGAGAACAAUAAAGCCACCGGUGAAAAUGCCAGUUCCCAUGUUGAGCAAAGAAAAUUGUUAAAGGAAAGAAAGAUGCAAAGAAAAGGUGGUUCCGAGGUUCAACAUAUUAAAUCUUUAUGGGAAAGAUUACGUGUAAAGACUCCACCAAUGCCAAGACCUGUGCGUGAAAAACUAUCCAACGAAAUUUGGGAAUUAGCUAAAGAUUGUAUCAGUGAUUUAGUCUUAAAACAUGAUGCUUCUCGUGUUGUUCAAACUUUAGUCAAGUAUUCUUCCAAAGAACGUCGUGACCAAGUUGUCAACGCUUUAAAGGGUAAAUACUAUUUGUUAGCUACUUCAGCUUAUGGUAAAUAUUUACUUGUUAAAUUAUUACAUUAUGGUUCAAAGCAAUCAAGACAACUUAUCAUUGAUGAAUUGCAUGGUACCUUAAGGAAAUUGAUGAGACAUCGUGAAGGUGCUUAUGUUGUCGAAGAUUUAUUUGUAUUGUACGCUACUAACGAACAAAGACAACAAAUGAUCAAAGAAUUUUGGGGUUCUGAAUAUGCUUUUUUCAGAGAGUCCCAUAAAGACUUAACUAUUGAAGAAGUUUGUGAAUCUAGUACUGAAAAGAGAAAUAUUAUUGCCAGAAAUUUAAUUACAACAAUUACUGCCUCUGUAGAAAAAGGUUCCACUGGUUUCCAAAUUUUACAUGCUGCAAUGAGAGAAUACGUUAAAAUUGCAAGUGAGAAAGAAAUCACUGAAUUCAUUGAAUUAUUACAAGAACAGUUAGCUGAGUUAGUUCACACACCAGAAGGUGCUGAUGUUGCAUGUACUUUGAUUGCUAAAGCUAAUGCUAAGGAGAGAAAGGCACUAAUCAAAAACUUAAAAAAUCAUGCUGAUAAAUUAAUUAAAAAUGAACAUGGUAACAUGGUUUUUAUCACUCUUCUGUUAACAGUUGAUGAUACCGUUUUGGUAUUCAAAUCUUUUGGACCAUCCAUCAAAGAAAUAUUCUCAGAACUGGUAAUUGAUAAAUUUGGAAGAAGACCUUUACUAUAUAUCCUUCUAGGUUUAGAUGGCAGAUUUUUUUCCCCAAUUUUAAAGAAGGAAUUAGAAAGAUAUAUUAAAAUGUCAGAAGCUACUUCCAAGAAGCCUAUCGAUACUAAAAGAGCUGAGUUACUAAAUAAAUUUGCUCCAUUAUUUGUAAGUUCUGUUUCUAAAAGUUCUGCUGAAAUUUUAACCGAAAACUUAGGUAGUCAAUUUAUUUCUGAACUUUUAUUAAAUGAUGAUCUAUACGAACAAUUAAGUGAAAAGGAAAUCAAGAAUUUCAACAGUAUUAUAGAAAAUAUUAUGAUUACAUUUAAAGGUGACAUAAUUGAAGAAGAUCAUCCAAUCCACAGACCAUUUUCUACUAGAUUAUUAAGAGGUUUAAUUCAAGGUGGUAAAUGGAACAAUAAAGAAAAGCAAAUAAUUCCAUUAUCAAACGUUGAAGGUUUAGGUACUCCAUUCGCUGCGAAAUUCUAUGAUGACAUUAUUGAUUCUUCCAACCUAUUGGAUUGGAUAAACAAUAGAGAUAGCGCUUUCACUAUCGUUGCAAUCUAUGAAACUUUAAGCAAGAGUAAAAAUGAGGGUAAGCAAUUUUUAACCGAUCUAAAGAGUGUUUUGAAGAAUGUCGAAGCAGAUGAAUCUAAUAAAGGUGCUCAAUUAUUAAUAAAAUUAGCCAAAUAG
Molecule: messenger RNA, 1950 nt
Organism: Tetrapisispora phaffii CBS 4417
Lineage: Eukaryota; Fungi; Ascomycota; Saccharomycetes; Saccharomycetales; Saccharomycetaceae
Gene: PUF6
Product: pumilio-family RNA binding domain-containing protein
Exons: 1
Coding region: 1-1950 (649 amino acids)
Biological process (GO): regulation of translation
Cellular component (GO): nucleolus
Molecular function (GO): mRNA binding
Source: RefSeq, a predicted model, not a curated record